AUGAAUAUGAUGGGAGAAUUUAUAUUCUUCCUUGGACCACGAACUCAACAAUCAGAAAAGGCUACAUUCAUAUGUCAGACCAAGUACACCAAGGAAUUGACUCAAAAAUUCCGUAUGAGCAAUGCCAAAGUACUUGGAACCCCUAUGAGUCCCUCAAGCACUCUUGAUAAAGAUGAAGGAGGAAAACCAGUGGACGAAUCCAAAUAUGAUGGAAUAAUUGGAUCACUAUUGUAUUUAACAGCUAGUCGGCCGAAUAUUAUAUUUAGUAUUUUCAAAUGUGCCAGGUUCCAUUCAACUCCAAAGGAGUCCCAUCUGACUGCAGCAAAGCGAAUAAUACGCUAUCUUAUUGAACCACAUCUCAUAGAUUAUGAACUCUAUGAUGAUGCUCGAAGCUUGAACGACAGAGUACUAGGAAAGUGUCCUAUGGAGGAAGUUCUCGAAUCACUCACACCAAAGAAUCCAAAGAUGGACUUGAACAGUUCUGUUGAGUCCGAUAUCAAAUUCUGGGAUACCCCGAAUAAGGAUACAUUUAUUACCUUCAAAGAGAAAUCAAUCGCUCAUGGCAAAAUUAUUGAUCCGGUGGACAUGGAAAGUCUCAACUACAAAGUAAAGGGACUUUUCGAAUUUCAAGGUUGA
This is a messenger RNA of Nicotiana tabacum (common tobacco), 636 nucleotides long. NCBI's taxonomy places the organism in Eukaryota, Viridiplantae, Streptophyta, Magnoliopsida, Solanales, Solanaceae. The record is from RefSeq and is a predicted model, not a curated record.